CAAGCUCAUAAAUACUGCAGCACAUCGGUUGGCCGAGAGGACCGUGAGGGCAGCUCGUGCGCCCCUGAGGCACCUGCUUCACCACUCCCCUCAGAGACGUCUCAGUCAUUCCGUCUCCCUCCCCCACGGACACCUUGACUGAGGGACGGACACAGACGGCCCUGCCUGGCAUCUCUCCAUUUCCUCUGUGACCGGAACCCACCAACGGAAUCUGAUCGGGUCCCUGCGUUUGACUCUGCCCCCUCUUCUUUCCCCCCCUACCAUGAGCCCCUUUUUUGGGUGCUGGUUCUACUACUGUCUGUUCCUCCUUUUCUCCCUGGGAGUCCUGGGAGCUCCAGAAUAUCCUCGUGCCACCCCGGAGCAAGUCCACCUGUCCUACCCAGAUGAGCCGGGCUCCAUGACUGUGACCUGGACCACGUGGGCUCCAGCGCGGUCGGAGGUGCAGUUCGGCAUGCACCUGUCUGGGCCGCUCCCAUUCCGUGCCCAUGGCACCGCCAGCACCUUCGUGGAUGGGGGCAUUCUGCGGCGCAAGCUCUACAUCCACCGCGUGACGCUUCGGAAGCUGCUGCCCGGGGCCCAGUAUGUUUACCGUUGCGGCAGCGCUCAGGGCUGGAGCCGGCGGUUUCGCUUCACAGCCUUGAAGAGAGGGGUCCACUGGAGCCCCCGCCUGGCUGUGUUUGGGGAUAUGGGCGCUGACAACGCCAGGGCCCUGCCCAGACUGCGGAGAGACACCCAGCAGGGCAUGUUUGACGCGGUGCUCCAUGUGGGAGACUUUGCCUACAACAUGGACCAGGACAAUGCUCGCGUUGGGGACAGAUUCAUGCGGCUCAUCGAACCGGUCGCUGCCAGCCUGCCAUACAUGACAUGCCCUGGAAAUCACGAACAACGCUACAAUUUCUCUAACUACAAGGCUCGCUUUAGUAUGCCAGGGGACAAUGAAGGCUUAUGGUACAGCUGGGACCUGGGUCCUGCUCAUAUAAUCUCCUUCUCCACUGAGGUGUAUUUCUUUCUCCACUAUGGCCGCCACCUGGUGGAGAGGCAGUUCCGUUGGCUGGAGAAUGACCUCCAGAAAGCCAAUAGGAACCGGGUAGCCCGACCAUGGAUCAUCACCAUGGGGCAUCGGCCUAUGUACUGCUCCAAUGCCGAUCUGGAUGACUGCACAAGACAUGAAAGCCGGGUCCGCAAAGGCCUCCAAGGCAAGCUGUUCGGGCUAGAGGACCUUUUCCAUAAAUAUGGUGUAGAUCUGGAGUUCUGGGCUCAUGAACACUCCUACGAACGGCUCUGGCCAAUUUACAACUACCAGGUGUUUAACGGCAGCCUGGAGAAGCCCUAUACGAAUCCCCGAGGCCCGGUUCACAUCAUCACAGGAUCUGCGGGCUGUGAAGAGCUGCUGACUCCCUUUACCAUAAAAGCCAGACCGUGGAGCGCCUUGCGUGUGAAGGAGUACGGGUACACGCGGAUGCACAUCCUUAACGGCACCCACAUGCACAUCCAGCAGGUGUCUGAUGACCAGGAUGGGAAGAUUGUGGACGACUUCUGGAUAGUUAGACCUUUGCUUGGCCGGAUGAUGUACCACUAAGACCAUGGCUUCCCAUACAAAGACACGUUGCUGCCAUGACCAGGCAUUACCCUGGCCUAGGCGGGGAGUCAGGGCAGGACCCCACUCCCCCCCCCCCCAUCCAGAACCCUGAGGGUGCAGCCCUGACAGAGGCCAGACGGCUCUAGCCUCCUGGAGAGGUGGGGCCCAGACUGCUUGGAGUGGGAGGGCAGGUACGUGGGCACCAGCAGGGCUGCCUUGUUAACAUGGCUCUGCCCUCCUGCAUCGCUCUGACAGGGCAGGGGACCCAUGGACCUCAGAAUAAAGAGGCUUACCGUCAUGGCUCCCUGGACUCAAACUUCCACUUGGGCCACCUCUCCACUUGCCCUCACCGGAAGGGUGUCCUGUGCUGGGACCAGCAAGGCGGACACACCCUCGUGAAGGAGUUGCCAGCAGGGUUACACUCUGUCUUCCCACUCUGACUUGCGUGUGGUCCCUGGCUUGGCCCGUGAUGUGCUGCUUAAUGUCCUCUUGUGCGUCAGUUUCCCAGCCAGCGCUAUCUUCUCCAGGUGUAGAGAAAAGGCUAAGACUGUUGGCUCCCCCAUGGCACAGCUGAGGAGACUCAGGAGCACACAGAUCUGCUACUUUCUCCCCUCGAUGCCCCCCUCUUUUUAUUUGUCCUUUUACGAAUCCCACCUAAAUUCAUUGAGCAUCUAUCACGCGACAGGAAUGGAACAAGACAGAUCUCUCCCCUCGCAGCGUGGACACGGACUUGAACAGCUUACAAGGGAUAAGUGCUCAGGAGGGGAAAGAGGAAUGGUGUCAGUUUUCAGGGAGAUGGGUGACCUUUGGACUAGAGCUGUUGAUAAGGGACACAGGUAAGGCAGGAAGGACAUCCCAGGCAGAGACGCCGCCAGCGCAAAGGCCCUGAGGCAGAUCACCAUUUCCCCAGAGACUGUGGAGGCUGCUGUGGCUGUCACCCUAUAAUGAAGGAGAGAGGGGAAGAGGACAGAGCAGUGACAGAGCCUUGUGGGCCACAGUGAGGACUUUGGAUGGAGCCAUGGACAGUCUAGACUGACCUCAGCAGAUUCCUGCCAUGUGGAUCACCUCCAGCUAUUCUUCCCUUGUGCUGAGUGGUUCAUUUCUCAGGGCUUAGCCUCAGUGGCCUGUCACCCAGUGGAUCUUGGCCUCAGUGGUCUGUCAUCCAGUUGAAGACUCGUGGAUCUUGGCCUCAGUGGCCUGUCACUCAGUCAAAGGCUCAUGAAUCUUAGCUUCAGUGGCCUGCUCCCUGUUGGAGGCCUGUGGAUCUUGGCUUCAGUGGCCUGCCCCCUGUCAAAGGCCUAUGGAUCUUGACCUCAGUGGCCUGUCACCCAGUUGAAGGCUCGUGGAUCUUGGCCUCAGUGGCCUGUCACCCAGUUGAAGGCCUGUGGAUCUUGGCCUCAGUGGCCUGUCACCCAGUUGAAGGCUCGUGGAUCUUGGCCUCAGUGGCCUGUCACCCACUUGAAGGCUCACGAAACAUGUCAAGCACUUUCCCUAUGCAAAGCUGAUGCGCUCACUGUCUGGGCUUUCUGAGUUCACUCUCUGAAGUGUCUCCUCCCCAGGGUGCUUUUAGACAGGUCCUCCACGUAGUCCAGGCUGGUCCUCAACUUAAAGUGUCUGAGCCUGUCUAAGGAUGUCCUUGAACUUCUAAUCCUCCUGCCUCCACCUCCCAACUGCUGGAAUUCUAGGUGUGCACCACCAGGCCUGACUCAGGGUUGACAUCUUCCAUCUUAGGCUUCCUUCCUAUUGUCCCCUCCUCAUAGCCUUCUCUGACGAGUCCCCCUUGAGGCCAGAUCUCUGGGCUCCAUAAUUGCUUCAGUCCCCAAUGCCUACACUGUCUGCCUCGAUCAUCAGUCAUUGUCUGUCUCCUGGCUGGGGACUCUGUGAUGGUGACACUGGACUCUAUCACCUCCAUCUAAUCCUUCCGGGUUAGACUGGAGUCCUGGGUGUCCCCUGUGCCCAGCGCGGCCCAUUUCAGGCCACUGCCAUCCUGGGAUGGGUGUCUAUUGGACUGUCCAUGCUAAGGAGGACAGGGUCCAGUGUGGCCCAGCACAACACAGGCCUAUAAGGAUAUCACAUGCCAAGCUCUGACCUGGCCGUGUCGGAGACAGCAAUGAAUCAAGCAGAGGAUCCAGGUCGCCGGGCCCGAAUGAUGCAUAGGGAGAGGAUGCUGAGCAGUGAAGGCGUGUCAUGAAGGGCCAGCUCAGGCUGUGGGGGUGCCCCAGGAUGCCACUGUGGACUGAAACUGAAGAUCCCACGGAAUGGGCACGUUCUGGGCCAAGCAGUGGACAUGCCUGGCAGGGAGAGUCCACAGAGGACAAAGGCCCACAGCCAGGCAGCACCAGGGGCCCAAGCCCAGCUUUGCCACUUCUUGUGUGAUGGCUGCAAGUCACAGGGCCUUUGUGACCGUCUCUUCAUCUGUAUGUGGGGGAGGAGAGCUGUAGGGAGCAGCCCUGCGUGGCACAGAAAGCUCAUCAGCACCCUGUGUUUUCUCCUCCCCUCCCUCUUCUCCCCUCCCUUCCUAUCUCACUUUCCUUCCUUUCAACUCCAAAUCCUAUUUCUUCCUCCAUAUCCAGCCGCUGACACACACCCUGGGAUCCAUUCUUUGUCAUGGCAAGUGACAUAUUUCCUUCUCCCCAGACUGGCCUUGAUCUAGUGCUCUUGCCUCGGCCUCUCUGAGCUGGAGUUACAGGGAAGCACCUUUAUUCCUGGCUGCCUUUUUUUGGUUUUUAUUUUUUUUUAUCUUAUGUGUGUAUUUUCCUUACAUAUGUAUCUAUACACUGUGUACAUUUUUGGUGCCCAUUGAAGCUACCCCAUUGGACUCCCCUGAGACUAGAGUUACAGCUGAUUGUCCGUCACCACAUGGGUGCUGGGAACCAAGCCCGAGUCCUCUGCAAGAGCAGCCAGUGUGCUCAACUGCUGAGCCAACUCUCCAGUCCCCUAGCUGCCCUUUUAAUUUUUUUUUUUUGUUUGUUUGUUUUUGAGACAGGGUUUCUUUGUGUAGCCCUAGCUGUCCUGGAACUCUCUCUGUAGACCAGGCUGGCCUUGAACUCCUCCCUCUGCUUCCUAAGAGCUGGGAUUAAAAGUGCACGCGCGCGUGCACGCGCACACACACACACACACACACUCGCACGCGCGCGCGCGCGCGCGCACACACACACACACACACACACACACACACACACCCUCCCGCUGCCUCCACCACCACCACCACAGGCCUUGAUUUUGUUUUACGUUUCAGUUUGCUGGCACAGAGUCUCACUAUAUAGCCCAGGCUGACCCUAAUUAAGUACUGGUGUGACGGGCCACACUGCCACGCCCCUCCUAGGAUACACAGGUCUUAACAUUUACCAUGUAGAUACACAUUUUUUAAACUGUUCUUUGUCAUCUUCAAAAUCUGACCUCUGGGAACCUCAAGGAUUUCUUGGAUUCUGGAGCCCCGCCCCCCCCCAGCCCAGGUCACCCGUCCAUAGUUAGCUACCACCCAGGGCCAACUCUAGAGCACAGGAAGAAGGAAACCAGAAAGGAAGCUUCCUCAUCCAGCCCAGCAUAUCCCUCCAGAAUCUCACACACAAUCGCCAGGCCUCUGCUUCAGGUGACUCACAGAAAGGCCAGCCAUGAGAGCCACAGCGUGGUGAGAGGGAGGCCCACGUGCACGAGGCCACUGCCACAUCUGGUCCAUGUGCCCUGCGU
This is a messenger RNA of Alexandromys fortis (reed vole), 5269 nucleotides long. RefSeq names its product acid phosphatase 7, tartrate resistant (putative) (gene Acp7). Bases 263 to 1579 code for a protein of 438 amino acids. Gene Ontology annotation, molecular function: acid phosphatase activity; metal ion binding. The transcript has 13 exons. The record is from RefSeq and is a predicted model, not a curated record. NCBI's taxonomy places the organism in Eukaryota, Metazoa, Chordata, Mammalia, Rodentia, Cricetidae.